Molecule: messenger RNA, 1425 nt
Organism: Closterium sp. NIES-67
Lineage: Eukaryota; Viridiplantae; Streptophyta; Zygnematophyceae; Desmidiales; Closteriaceae
Source: the annotation of a GenBank genome assembly
CCGUCUCGUCUCGUCGAGUCCAUCCGCUACGGUGGCGCGCAAGGUCGUCGUUCAUGUCUGCGUGUGAGCUAGUUCCGAGAAAAGUUUAGACCUCGCUGCAGAGGAUUUUAUUAGCCUACACGCGACACCGUCCAGCAUUCGGCAGACCGUAGCUUACGGCCCGACGGAAGUCGAGCGUGCAGCGACGAAUCUCGCCGCGCAGUUGACGAGCAGACGGCUUUUGAGUCGACUCAAAAGCGAAUCUCGCCGCGCACUUGACGAGCAGACGGCGCGCCCAACCGUGCUUCACCCAUGCGGCUCGUGGAUGACCCUCUGGUGCCCGUCCGUUUGGACCUGGAGAUCGGAGAUCAACGGCUGCAAGACGCCUUCUGCUGGAACAGCAACGAGCCCGAAGGGGAGAUAGCGCCGUUUGCAGAGGGCCUUGUGAAGGACACGAAGCUUCCACACUACUUCCUGCCGCACAUCGUCCAGGCCAUCCAGGCUCAGGUGGCGGAGUUCCGGGCCUUACAUGCCCAGGACCUGGCUGCAGUGCUGGGGGCCACUGAGGAGAACGUGCAUCUCGUCAAGCUGGAUGUGUGCACGGCCACAUGCAUCAUUCGGGACCAAUUUCUGUGGGACCUGAACAAUCCAUAUGCCGAUCCCGAGGCCUAUGCUGCUGGGCUGUGCUCCGACCUUGGCAUUACUGAUGCUGAUCCCCAAGCACAGGUCUGGGUCGCAGUGGCACUUCGGGAACAAUUGCUAGAGCUCGCCCGUCAGAUGCUCGCUUCGAAGGAACCCCGAUCCUCCAAGAGGCCACGGAGGGAGCGAGGGGGGAGUGCAGACCCGAAGGCCACAGCAGCAGCGGCGCUGCCUCCCGCUGCCCCAGUGGGCGCCACGGCGCUGGCCUUCAUGCGCCGAGCAGGCGGCCGCAUCAGCGUGAGAAGGCCUCGCAAGGAGUGGUCUGCUUUUGAACCUCAGGUCGAGUUCUUUCAAACUCCCACUGGUGCACCCGCUGCUGGUACCGCUGCUGGUAACGUUGCUGGUAACGCUGCUGCGGGCGGUACAUCCAUUGCUGCUCUGGGCCAUGGUGGUGCUGCUGACGUGGCUACUCCAGGUCAUGAGGACGAGGAUACUGGUGCCGCUGAUGUGGUUGUUGCUGCUUCCUUUUCUGCGGACGUGGAUCUGGACGCCGAUGACGAGGCUGGUGCUGGCGAGGACACAGGGAAUGGUCUCGGUAUUGGUGCUGACAUGGAGGAUAAAGAUAUUGGCUAUACUGACAGAGAUCUUGGCGAAGAGUCGGAUGAUUUGGGGGGUGUAGAAGAGGAUGAAGUGUAUCUUUCAUCUUAUUUACCGAAACGCGGUCCUAGGCAUCACAUGUGACAAACCCAGAAAACUAUUUGUCCAUAUGGUUAUUAGAAAGAGAAUUGAAUGAUUAGAGAGAGAGAG